This is a messenger RNA of Penicillium griseofulvum, 1467 nucleotides long. RefSeq lists its product as uncharacterized. The coding region runs from base 1 to 1467 and encodes 488 amino acids. The transcript has a single exon. The record is from RefSeq and is a predicted model, not a curated record. Lineage: Eukaryota; Fungi; Ascomycota; Eurotiomycetes; Eurotiales; Aspergillaceae.
AUGUCCGCAGAUCUGCUAGCAGAGUUUGGUCAGUCGCCUGCUCCAGAUAAUAGGUCCAAACAGCCAUCGCAACACCAGAAAAACUCAUUCUUCGAUGUCGAAGAUGGCAUUGAUUUCUUUGGGUCCGGAAGCGUGCAGCACAACAAACGUCCCGAUCCGACGGGAGCAGUCAGUCAAUUUGCAACUCCAUUAGCUUCAUGGCAGAGUCCUAGUAAUCAGGGAUUUGACCUACCCUUGAAUCCAAACAGCGACGUAUUGUUCGAUGCAGAAUUCGACACACCAGCAAGUGAUGCAGACGACGACUGGGGUGAAUUCGAAGGCCCUGAAUCAAACACUCUACACCCACAACCAACAAAUCUUCAGCAAUCAACGAUAGCUACAUCUAGCAAAACAGAGCCUCGGCGAGAUGAUCCCCAGGUUUCUAGAACAAUUGACUUGCUAGAUUCACUCUCAGUGGAAGAUUCUGCACUAGCUGUGAAGCAUCCGUCAAGUAUUGCCAAACAGAACCAACACAUCCAACCUAGUAAUAACCGAAACCAGCCGGCAUGGGAGGAUGAUUCGUUUGGUGACUGGGGCGAUUUCGCCGAUGCGCCUGCUACCAAACCUCCCCCCAAGGUCUCUGAGAAGAAAACAAAACCACCUACAAGGCCGCCUGUCAAAUCCAACAAGCCGCCUGCAUCAACCUGGGAUGAUGAUACCUUUGAGGACUGGGGUGAUUUUUCAGAUGGGCCUAGUGUGAAGCCUGUGACCAAAUCCAAACCCACCCCACCACCGACAGCCGCUAGCCCAGCUCCUAACAGCUUUGCCACAACCCCUGUCACCGUCCGUCCAACAAAUAUCCCACCGCCAUCGGUCCUUCUCGAGUUAUUCUUAGAUGUGUUCGAGAAUCUUCAGAAAGAGGCUACACUCGCAAAAUCCCAGCUGCGAUCCUCGGCCCCAUCCUCAUCCUCAAAGAUCAUUUCCACAACAGCCCUGAAUAUUCACAAUGUGCUUCAAUCGGCCGCCCGCGUAAUUGCUGGGCGAAGUCUCCGGUGGAAACGUGAUACGAUUCUUAGUCAAAGCAUGCGAAUCGGGCCUGCCCGUUCCGGUAAAUCUGGUGGUAUGAAACUUAACAGCGUGAACAAGCAAGAAAAUAUUAAAGAAGAACAAGACGCUGUUGACGUGCUUACUACUUGGCGUGAACGGGCGGCAAUUUUCAACGCUGUUCUACAAGCUGCAGGCCAGCGACCAAUCCCUACGGUCCCAGAUCCUAGUGCACUUAAGGUUAUUACAGCGCGGGCGGACCAGGGCGCAUUGAAGGCCUCCCAUCCAUGUGCACUCUGCUCACUUAAGAGAGAUGAGAGAGUUUUACGGGUGGACGAACAAAAUGUUCAAGAUAGCUUCGGGGAAUGGUGGACUGAGCAUUGGGGCCACACAGCAUGCAGACAAUUUUGGGAGACAAACCGAAAUCUCCUUGGGCAGCGUUGA